AUGGUGGUCAUUCCGCCACCCCCACAGCCGGGGCCACAUCCGGACUGGGGUUGGAGGCUGGGCGAAGUCGCGUCUUGGACAGAUGCACAGGAGAGGCGACGGGCAGCAGGAGGUAGCCAACAAGCGGCCACGGAGAAACAGCGGCCGACGUCUUUGCCAGGCUGUAGUAAGAUUCUGGCGGCCGAUUUUCCAGCGCCGGAAACGUUGGAUAUUCCAGGCAGAGCACAGGUUCCACUAUUCCGGGCCCGCUGCUGUGUCUUCGGCCUGCUCUGCGUGGAGGCACUGAGACUGCUGGCGGCAAGGACGUUCCCCAGCCCUGGUGGCUUGGAGCUAACAGCCCAGAUCUUAACAUCGGCUUCCAACUCCAUCGCUUGCGUUGGUUCUCUCCCGGUGUUCGCGUCGCAGAGCCUCGGUGUCUGUGUGAAUCGACGCUGCCUGGGCUCGCUCCUGACGCUGAUACUGACCUCUUCGAUGUGCACUUGGGGUGCUGUUGUGAUUGACAUUCUUCCGGGUGGUGGAUGGCAGCGCCUUUCUGCACACGCACUGCUUGAUGAAGGUGCUCCCAGUAUCCUCGGCUUCCUGGGUGUGUGGGAAUGUUUGUUGCUGGCUUCGGUGUCAUUGCAGAGUGCCUUGUGCAUUUCCGCAUGGACAUUUUACCGCAUGUUCCGGGAAUUGGGGCUGUAUCCCCCAGGACAACGGAAAGGUCGAAUCCAUGCUGAAGUGUCUGCAUUGGAGUUUGUUUGUGAAGCGGAAGACGUGGCCCUGCUAAGUGACCAGUGCAAUGGCAACUGUCAGCGGGAGCCGCCCAGAGAGGAUGCCUGCCCAGGCCCAGAAGUCGUCUUUGCAAUGGCUGUGGCUGCUGAGGCAUCGAUGCCUCCAGCGCCGCCGCGAGGUCUCGGUCGAGACCGCCUGCACGAAGACGACGCCAUCCUGGCUACGCAGCCACCGCCGGGCGGCUCCUAUGAGGCAGCGAGACGGAGCAGCACCGAGAUCCUGGCACAGGUGCAGGAAGACCCCUGUGGCUGGAGAUCGAUGGAGCGCAAUGAGAACUAUUACCACCACCUGGUCGGCGCCAGAAAGCUCUCCUGCCUCGUCCGCUUAGUCCGGCACGGCCUCGCACUGCGUGAACGCGAGAAGCGCGGACUUGUCCUCGGGGACAAGAAGGGCUGGGCAGCAGAAAUCGAGGGCUGGGCGGCUACAGAGCUGGCAAAGGAAGGUGUUAUCAUUCACAAAGACUUGUCUUUCGACGGGGAUCACGCUGUAGAGAACGGCAACGCAGAGGCUUCCGAGUCCAGCUCAGCGAAGAAGGAGCGGAUGGAGACAGCACCGGUGAAAAGCAUGCCGGUGCUCAGUGCGGCGGCCGCAAAGGCACAGAGGCAAAGCCCGAAGAGCCGCAAAGUGUUUCCUUGGAUCGCCCUGGCAGCGGCCGUUCUGCUAGCGCUGCUUUGGUGGCGCACGGCAGCCGUGAAGCGGUCUGCUUCCUCUUCUAUGCUGGCUGGCGAAAAACUCAGCACCACAACACUUCCAAGGAAAGUACAGCAAGACCUGGAAAAGCUGUCAGCGACGUGGGGGGUGAAGUGCGUAAGUGUUGACGUCGGCGUUGACUCCGCGGAGGAGCUUGCCUUGGAGAAGGGGGUUGGUGCCCAACUCCCCGUGGUUCGCGUUUAUGCACCGCCAGCGGCCGACCACCUGGCGGAGCUUGUGGGCCCAGCAUGCACUGCGGCCGCUGUGGCACAAAGCUUGCAAUCAGCGAAGGAGAAGGCAGGACCGCACAUCCUCCUCGUCGCCGAUGUGGAUUUGGAUUGUUGGGUGAUCCACCCAAUGCAUGUGCAUGGCCUGGUGGUGUAA
This is a messenger RNA of Symbiodinium sp. CCMP2456, 1848 nucleotides long. The record is from the annotation of a GenBank genome assembly. Lineage: Eukaryota; Dinophyceae; Suessiales; Symbiodiniaceae.